AUGAAGCCUUCAACUUUUUACGGCGUCAUUGCCACCGCAUCCUUGGCCCAGGCCAUCCAGCCUCCAGCUCUCAACGGCUUCAAACUUACAUGGGGUGAGGAUUUCAAAGGCGCUGCUGGCGCUCCACCCGACUCGACCGCUUGGACCAUUGCUUUGGACAUCCAAGUAAACAACGAGCUCCAGACGUACACGACCUCCAACAAGAACCUCCAGCUUUCUGGCGGCGAAACUCUGCAGAUCGUCCCUGUGAAGGACAGCAACGGCGCUUGGUCAUCUGGUCGUAUCGAGUCCAAGGCAUCUUACACCCCCCAGCCCGGCAAGAAGAUGCAAUGGCAGGCUGGAAUCCGCAUGGGCACAGCUGCAAAUCGCAAGGGUCUUUGGCCUGCCUGGUGGAUGCUGGGCGACGCCAUGAGACACGGUACCGGCUGGCCCAUGUGCGGCGAGUUGGACAUCUUCGAGCAGAUCAACGGUCUUAUGGAGGGCUUUGGCACCAUCCACUGUGGACAGAAAGAGGGUGGAGUUUGCAAUGAGCCCAAGGGACGUGGCGUCACCACGACCAUCCCAGACAACGAAUUCCACAACUGGGCUCUUGUAGUUGAUCGUACCUCCAACAACUGGCAGACGGAGACAAUUCAGUGGCUCAGGGACGGAACCCCCUUUUCUACCGUGACUGGCGCUGAGAUCGGCGACCAAGGUAUCUGGUCCACGCUCGCUCACUCCCCUUUCUACAUGCUUCUCAACGUUGCCGUUGGUGGAAAAUUGCCCGGAGACCCAGACGCUUCUACCGAGAGCGGCUACGGCAACAUGAUGGAGGUUUCUUAUGUUGGUGUUUAUGAGAGCGUAUAG
This is a messenger RNA of Clonostachys rhizophaga, 846 nucleotides long. Lineage: Eukaryota; Fungi; Ascomycota; Sordariomycetes; Hypocreales; Bionectriaceae. The record is from the annotation of a GenBank genome assembly.